Molecule: messenger RNA, 735 nt
Organism: Meloidogyne enterolobii
Lineage: Eukaryota; Metazoa; Nematoda; Chromadorea; Rhabditida; Meloidogynidae
Source: the annotation of a GenBank genome assembly
AUGGAUACACUAGAAGUCGAUCCUGCUCCUCCUCCAUACAAUGUCGGCACGACGACGGCAACUACAACGACAACGAGAGGUUGCAAUAAUGGAGCUAGGGAAAGCUGUAAUUGUGUUUCGGCUUCUGAACUCGAAAUGGCAUUGGAACAGUUUCGCUACUACAAGCGCGCAUUGGGCAUCACGUCCUUCAUAAUGUUAAUGUACUUGUUGGAACUUGCUGUAAUCGGAUACAAUUGCAAAUGCCCUCCUGAUCAUCUCUUCGGCUUUUUCAUUGCUGGAUGCAUGUGCUUACUGGCCUUGUUGGGUUGUCUCAGGCAGAAAACAUGGAUGUUGUUGCCAAUGUUCUGGCUUCAUGUUACCUCCUUCGUCAUUUUCUCUGUCGCUUUCGUGCUCAUCAUAUUCUGUAUGUUCAACACUGCCUACUGGGACAAAGCGUUGGACAAAUUGCCUCUUCUUCAGCAAGUGACAAACGAUCUGCUCUCAGGUUUUAGUAAGCGAGAGGCUUUGCUCGUCUUCAUGGUAUCCUCGUUGUUGUGCAUAUUGAUCUCUGGUUCGAUGACCAUCAAUAUGUGGACGUUGCAAGAUAGGAUGCCUAAGUAUUGUUCUGACCUUCACAGGAUUGCUCUCUCAAUGUUUGGCAGCAAAACGGAUCUGAAGAAUCCGGCGCUAGUGAAACACAUGCGAAUGCAUGUACUUGCUCGUUCUAGGAAGAUGUCACGAGCAAUUGUAGUCUAA